Molecule: messenger RNA, 2024 nt
Organism: Cornus florida
Lineage: Eukaryota; Viridiplantae; Streptophyta; Magnoliopsida; Cornales; Cornaceae
Product: phosphomethylethanolamine N-methyltransferase-like
Exons: 12
Coding region: 287-1756 (489 amino acids)
Biological process (GO): phosphatidylcholine biosynthetic process
Molecular function (GO): phosphoethanolamine N-methyltransferase activity
Source: RefSeq, a predicted model, not a curated record
GAAGCAGCCAGAACUCUGCGCAACAAAAUAGUGUGUCUCUCUCUCUCAUGCCCUCUCUCCCUAUAAAUACAAAUACCGAAGCAGACACGACUCUGGUGUGGUGAGAUAGGGAAAUGCAGCAGAAGGGAAGAGCGUGCAACCGUAGAUCAAGGACUUUCUCUAGAUCUCGCCUUGCCAUUGAGGGUUCUUAGCUAACCAUUCCACAUUUCUAUCGGAUUUCGAUCUCUAACCCAACCCCUAUUGUCACUCGCUUCAUUCACUUUCUCACCUUUCAGCUUUGAUUCAAAUGGCUCUCCAAGGACAAGAACGCGAGGUUCAAAAGAACUACUGGAUCGAGCACUCUGCGGAUCUCACUGUCGAGGCUAUGAUGCUUGAUUCUAAAGCGUCUGAUCUUGACAAAGAAGAGAGACCCGAAGUACUCUCUCUGCUCCCACCUUUUGAAGGAAAAUCAGUUCUUGAGCUAGGGGCUGGUAUUGGUCGUUUUACUGGUGAAUUAGCUAAGAAAGCUGGGCACGUUCUAGCAUUGGACUUCAUUGAAAGUGUUAUAAAGAAGAAUGAAAGCAUCAACGGGCAUUAUAAAAAUGUCAACUUUAUGUGUGCUGAUGUCACUUCUCCAGACCUGGAAUUUUCUGCAGAAUCAAUGGAUUUAAUAUUUUCAAACUGGCUACUGAUGUAUCUCUCAGAUAGAGAGGUUGAGAAUCUUGUAGAAAGAAUGGUCAAAUGGUUAAAGGUUGGAGGGUUUAUUUUUUUCAGAGAAUCAUGUUUUCAUCAAUCUGGAGACUGUAAACGGAAGAAUAACCCAACGCACUAUCGGGAACCCAGAUUUUAUACAAAGGUCUUCAAGGAAUGCCAAAUGCAUGAUGGUUUUGGGAAUUCUUUUGAACUCUCUCUUGUUAGUUGCAAAUGCAUCGGAGCUUAUGUGAGAAACAAAAAGAAUCAAAAUCAGAUUUGUUGGAUGUGGCAGAAAGUCAGGUCGGAGGAUGAUAAAGGGUUCCAGCGGUUCUUAGAUAAUGUCCAAUAUAAAUGUAGUGGUAUAUUACGUUAUGAGCGCGUCUUUGGACAAGGUUUUGUGAGCACAGGCGGGAUUGAUACAACGAAAGAAUUUGUUGCCAAGCUGGAUCUUAAGCCUGGCCAGAAAGUUCUAGACGUGGGCUGUGGCAUUGGGGGAGGUGACUUUUACAUGGCGGAGAACUUUGAUGUUGAAGUUGUUGGCAUUGACCUCUCCAUAAAUAUGGUUUCUUUUGCCCUCGAAAAGGCAAUAGGGCUCAAAUGUUCAGUUGAAUUUGAGGUUGCUGAUUGCACCAAGAAAUCAUAUCCUGACAACACAUUUGACGUGAUCUACAGCCGCGAUACCAUUCUCCACAUUCAAGACAAGCCUGCAUUAUUUAGAUCUUUUUACAAGUGGUUGAAGCCGGGAGGCAAAGUCCUUAUUAGUGAUUACUGCAAAAGAGUUGGACCUCCGUUGCCAGAAUUUUCGGAGUAUAUUAAGCAAAGAGGAUAUGAUCUUCAUGAUGUGGAAACAUACGGCCAGAUGCUUAGAGAUGCUGGUUUUGACAAGGUUAUUGCAGAGGAUCGAACUGAUCAGUUCAUAGAAGUUCUGCAGAAGGAAUUAAAUGCAGUCGAGAAGGACAGGGAAGCAUUCAUCCAGGACUUUUCUGAAGAAGACUAUAAUGAUAUAGUUGGUGGUUGGAAGGCAAAGCUGUUAAGGAGUUCAUCGGGUGAGCAGAGGUGGGGCCUGUUCAUUGCCAAAAAGUGAGGUCUGAUCCAGUCUUGUUGGUGGUUGGUAUGUAUGUCAAGUCUAGCUCAACUUGCCAUUAGAGAAUAAAAUUGGGGUCUGAUUAUAUUAUUCAGGUUUGUAAUAACAUUAAUAUAUAUGUAUUGUUUGUUUGUGAGAAUGAAUUUUAACAUGUAGUUGGAUUCUGGUUUGGCGGAGACCUAGUCAUAUUGUUGUUCAUGUGAUCAUGAAUUAGAACAAUGCAAAAGUUGACAUGGUGCUUAUUUUAGUAUGCAUCAUUUUGUGUGUC